UCAUGGAAGGACAGACCCCUGCACGGAUGCAUUGCAGGCUGUUGCUGACUGUGUGACAAACACGUAACAGAGAGGAGACAUGAAAGCUGUGGUUGGACUGCUGGUGCUGCUGGUCAGAGUUUCUCAUGGUGUGGAAACUUACUGUGAUGGCAGACAGGAUGGAGCUCAGUGUUUUGGAGUUUUGGGAGGAAGUGUAGACAUACAGCUGAUGAACGGAACCUCAGAAAUACCUAAAUACCAAUAUUUAAAGAAUUCAUUAGUACUACUACAUGUGUCAGCCAAACAUGUUCUGUCUAAUACCAUAGGACACAGAUCUCUCAUUUCCCCCAGUAAUGGAACAUUUAGGAUCAAUAACUUGAGCAGGAAUGACAGUGGUGAUUAUACCCUUCAAACCUUUGAUUCAGAUGCACGAUCAACAGGCAAGCGGACUUUACACUUGUUUAUUCAAGCUCCUGUGUCCUCUGUCCUGCUGGUCUCUGAGUGUCUGUCCCAGGGAGAGAGGAGGGUGUCCUGCUCCUCUGAGGGAGGGGACAGUCCUCAGUACAGCUGGACUCUGGAUGGACGCACACUGACAGAUGCUGAGCUCUUUUCUGAAAAUAAUGAGACUAACAUCAUCACUCUGAAACAGCACGUCUCAGGACGUCUGGUCUGCUCAGUCAGGAACAACGUCAGUAAUGUCUCCAAAGAGGAGAUGAUAUCCACCUGUGGCUUCAUUUUCAUUAACUGCACUUCAGUCAAUGGGACACAGAUAUCAGGGUGGGUGCAUGCAGCCAAUAUAACCUUGUGUAUUAAACCAACAACACAACCAACACGAGACCCUACCAUGAUCACGCAAACUGCUGUGACUGAAGGGACUGACAGAGUGCCAAUUGAAAAGCCAACUGAUAUCCUCAGUCCACCUUUCAGCAGGUCUCAGCUGUGGUACAUUACGCUCCUAAUUUUAUUAGUUGUGGGUGUAGCAGUCAUCUGGGCUCAGAGGAAAAAGCAAAACAACAAACCUACAAAACAAAAAGAUGAAGAAGAUGAUGAGGAAGUAACCUACGCUGAUGUCAGGUUCAUGAAACACCGGGAGAAGGAAAUGGAGCAAAAGUCUGAGGAGGAGGUGGAGGUGGAGUAUGGCCAGGUCAAGUUUUCAAAGCGACCUCUGUACACUGAACCUACAGAAGAUGACUGUUUGUAUGCCAAUGUUAAAAAAUCAGAUGAUUUGAGUAAUCAGUGUUUUUAUACAUACUGCACAACAGAGUGAGAAAGUAUGUCAAGAUGCUUCAGGUGAUUUCCAUUCAGAAAAAUACCAACCAUCAAAGCUCAUAUAUAUUGAUUUAUGGAUCUUCUUUACUUUCACUGCACUUCUCUAUCACAACAGAACAUCAGUACAUCUAUUGGAUCUUAUAUUUGUUUUGUCACCAAAAUAUUUGUGUCCCACUUGUGAAUAACUAUUCUGCCACUUGGUGUUCCCACAGUACAAUCAUCCUGUACCCUGUACCCAGAUGACUUUUGAUCUGAUUUCUUUAUAGUCGUUAACGAAAAAGUGGGAAAGCGCAAAAUACAUGUAUCUGACAUAUAUCAUUUGUGUGAGA
Oreochromis aureus is the source of this 1577-nucleotide messenger RNA. RefSeq lists its product as uncharacterized. Bases 80 to 1246 code for a protein of 388 amino acids. The record is from RefSeq and is a predicted model, not a curated record. Lineage: Eukaryota; Metazoa; Chordata; Actinopteri; Cichliformes; Cichlidae. The transcript is spliced from 7 exons.